Theileria annulata is the source of this 2703-nucleotide messenger RNA. RefSeq lists its product as uncharacterized. The record is from RefSeq and is a predicted model, not a curated record. Lineage: Eukaryota; Apicomplexa; Aconoidasida; Piroplasmida; Theileriidae. The transcript is spliced from 5 exons. The coding region runs from base 1 to 2703 and encodes 900 amino acids.
AUGGUAGAUGUUGAUCCAAAGGAAUCUAAAGAAAAUGAUAACGUCAAAUCUGAUUACGAAUCGGAUAAAAAUAAGCUAGGUUCUAGUGAAGGGCCGAACUUGUCAUUUUACGAGUGUCCAACUGCAGCAGCAUCUAUUCAAGGUUUCGGAGAAGGAAGUGGAUAUAACAGCAAUAGUUUAGAUUCUGACCAAGAGUAUAAUUGUUACGAAACAGUAGGAAAGUCAGAUUUAUUACAGCUUUCUACUGAAGGAGGGUCAGUGUCAUUAUCUCAAUACACAAAGGCAACUGGUGGCUAUUUUGCAGGCUACCGGGCGGUUUUAUAUCAGGACGAAAACUCAUUUAAUUACAAUCAAAGUGAUUCAUUCAGUGUUAACUAUACUCAAGUGAAUACCGAGAACUUGCCUAUGGUGGAACAAACAAACCAUUUUGCAAAUCCGGGGUUUGUUUCAAGCAAUUUUAUUGUUGAAAACAGUUCACCUGCACCUCAGCCCACCGUUACAAGUGUUCGUUCUGAGAACUUUGUCGAAAGAAACGAAUUUCCACAAGGAUCAAACUCUUUGAGUCCUUUGGCCAAUACAGUUGUCCAAAACUCUAUGUUGCCAGCUGUAAUGGAAUCUUCUGGUACAAGUGCAAACUAUUCAUUGGCUGUUGGAGGAGCUUCUUCAGGAGUAUCUUAUGUACCUGAGGGAUUUGAUACUAUUACCGUCCCCAGGUACAGACCUGUUGAGGUCGUUGACAGGACCGUGGAGGUUCCUGUUAUUCACCACAUAGACACAUUUGUGCCCAAAAAGGAAAUUCAGGAAGUGGAGAGCUACGUCAAGAAGCCCUACACGAAGUAUCUUGACAAGGUUGUUGAGGUUCCUCAGGUCCACUAUUCUGAUAAAAUAGUUGAGGUUCCCGAAUACCACGAAAUAACUAAAACUGUUCCUAAGUUAGAAGUGAAGGAAAAGACUAACUAUGUUCCCAAAGUUGAGGUAAAGGUGGUUCCCAAAUACGUGGAAGUUCCUGUAGUGAAAAUAGUGGACAAAUAUGAAGAAUAUGAAGAGGUGGAGGAAGUUGUUAAGCAUGUUGAAAAGGUCGAGGUCGUUGAAGUUCCUAGGGAAGUUGUAAAGCAUGUUGUUAAACCAGUUCGGAAAAUUGUUGAAAAGGAGAAGAUUGUUCCAGUUUAUGAGCAUCGCGAUGUUCCUGUCGAAAAGAUAAAAUACGUUCCAAAAGUUGAAACCAUUGAACAUAUCAGGGAGGUUCCUAGGGUGGUUGACGUGCCUGUUCCUUACAAUGUCCCGAAGCAUCAAUAUGUUGAUCAACCUUAUUUGGUUCCAAAGUACAGGGAUGUUCCAGUUGCAGUGCCAGUAUGCAAAACUGUGAAACCUGUUUACGAAUAUAAGGGUCCGACAAACUACGUUGAUGUUCCGGUUCACAAACCUUAUUUCGUAAUCCAUGACCAUCUCAAUUUCAAACCUGUGGGUGCUUUUAAUGGAAAGAAUGAAGGAUCGUUUACCGUAGGUAACAACGGUUCUUUCGUUACUGGUACUAAUACUAAUAAUGGAUUUAAUUCUGAAAAUACAUUUACUCCCAAUUCUAACCCUGGCCACUUUCCUAAUGGGAGUUUCAACGUUACAGACAAUUUGAACGAAAACUUUGGAAAUUCUGGUCUAUUGGGUGAGUCCGUCAGCUACAAGGUAGUUGGCAUGAGUAAGGUAGAUUUGGACAAGAUGAAUUCAGAGGAGAAGAAGAUGGCUCAGGUGAAGCUUGACGAAGCUCUUAACAAUCCCAACUUCCAAGUUUACAAGAAUUCUCUAAAAACUUCUAAUCCAUUCGACACCACCAAUAAUAACUUUAAUGCUCCCAACUUCACCUUUAAUCCCCCUCCCAACUUUAAAUUUACUCCUAAUACUCCCAAUGGUGCUUUUAAUAACUCUUGGCAGCAGCAACCCAACACAGCUGGUCCAACUUUCAGUAACACUUGGAACCAAGUACCCAACACCAACCCGGGGAUGGCCAACAAUGGUACCACCCAAAAUAAUAACCCUACUACCUUCGAAGUUCCCAAGAAUAACAAUUUUGAUGAUUCUAAGAAUCCCAAUCUUGGGCCAAAUUGGAAUAAAUUUGGCUCAUUCGGAAACCGGAACGAUUCAACUAACUGGUCAAAGUGGAGUCCAGAAUUUGGUUCUAGAUACCCAUCAAGCAGCUGGAAUAAGUGGAAUAACAGUAAUUUAAGCGGUAACUUUUUCGAAAAUAAUUUAAAUAACAAGUAUAAGUUUGAUGGUAAUUAUUCCAGUAGCAAUUUAUUCAACUGGACUGACAAGUUAUUUCAGUUUUUCAAGGGUUCAAAAUCGCCUGAGAACUCCUUUAAUUCCAACGGCAACCUUCAGAAUGCAAACGACUUGAAGUUGUCUAACAACUCUCCUACUUCUACUAGGGAUAAGCCUGUUAAUGGAGCUCAUGUUUUCCCUGGCACUGGGUCCACACGCAAUGUUUGGAACAGGGCAAACUACAACUUAGUUCAGGAAUCGUUUAGGAAUUGGAAGGUUCCUAACAUGCAUUUGGAUCUUGAGAGGAACACUCCUACCAACAGACUGCUUUUCAAAGACUCCAAGGAUAAUUACCACAUGAGUAGUGGGAGUGGGAGCGUGGGACACAGGGCUCUAAAAGGCUCUAACCCAUAUCCAGCAUCAGAAUCUAACACUCCCAAGGUUCAUUGA